GACAACUAGCCAUCCAUCAAGCCACACUACUAAAAAAAUAAGUGGUCCAACUACCGUUCCAUCUAAAAAAACGAAUCCCACAAAAUACACAUCCAGCCCUUCGUCAAGCCAUGUUAGUCAUGGAAAUAGUGGUUCAUCUACUGCAUCAUCUAAGAGUACAACAGAUAAGUCAACUAGCCAUCCAUCAAGCUAUACUACUCAAACAAAAUGUUCAUCCACUAGUCCAUCGAAAGAUACUACUAAUUCCGCAAACAACACAGCUAGUCAACCAUCAGGCCAUGCAACUCACAGAGGUGAUGGUUCAACCACCGCAUCAUCAAAAAGUACUGCAAAUAAUACAACUCCAUCACACCAUACUGCUAACAGACCAAAUCGAUCAACCACUACUCCAUCAAAAAAUACUACUGAUUUCAUAAAAAUCUCAACUAGACCAUCAAGCCAUAUUAAUGACAGAGUAAAUGGUACAAGCCCUACUCCAUCAAAAAAUAUUACUCAUUCCAUGAAUAUCAGAACUAGUCAUCCACCCAAUCAUGCCACUAUUUCAGCGACUACUCCUUUAAAGAAGAGUACUUACUCAACAAAAAUAACAACUGGUCCUCUGUCCAGCCAUAGUCAUCAUACUAGUGGUCUUCCCAAAGAAACAACUGGGUUCAUAUCGCCUACACAUGAGCCAACUAAGUCAAGAUCAGACACCACAUCGUCUCCUUCAGGGACAGCUGUAGCGCCGUACAGCAGCACCACCAUCACUAAGCAUCCAUCAAGCCACACCAGUACUCCUCCCAAAACGGCCACAAACACCACUCACAACACCCUAAUGACAGAACAUAUGAAGAUACCCAACACAGCACAGCCCCACCAGAGACCUUCCACGGCCAGUUCCAGCUAUGAUGGAGUUCCAGGCUGGGGUAUCGCCCUGCUGGUGCUGGCCUCCGUGAUCCUGCUUCUCCUCAUCAUAUUCUUCAUCCUCGCGCUCUGGCGCUGGUGCUGUCGUCAGGAAGAAACUGGCCCUACGAACAUGACGGGAGACCCGAGUCCCUAUGAGAAGCUGAAUGUAGAGCCCAGUGCCCCUGAAUUCCAAUCAAAGGACCCCAAUGGAAAGAUCUAUCCGGAGGAUUUUGAGAAACCCAAGAAAAACCGAACUGGGAUGUAUGUAGUCAACCCCUGA
This is a messenger RNA of Brienomyrus brachyistius, 1165 nucleotides long. RefSeq names its product salivary glue protein Sgs-3-like. The transcript is spliced from 3 exons. The coding region runs from base 500 to 1165 and encodes 221 amino acids. The record is from RefSeq and is a predicted model, not a curated record. NCBI's taxonomy places the organism in Eukaryota, Metazoa, Chordata, Actinopteri, Osteoglossiformes, Mormyridae.